AUAUAUCAUGUGACAUAUUAAUGACUAGUGUGACUCACUCUCCUUCACUGUACAUGGCCCAAACAAAUAACCAAAAAAAAAGAGUAGUUGUGUUUGUCUCAAAUCUGAUGGGCGGCUUACCGUUCAUGAAUACCAGUAGAAAAAACGAAAUACAGAGGAUCACUAAAAGGAGAAAUCCCUUUUUAAAAAUGAUGGUCUUAUCGUCAUGCAUCCAUAAUGUGCAGUCUACCACUCAUCCUAUAUAGCUUUGUAACAGUUAAAUGAAAAAGUAAGUUAAUCAUUAAUGGAGAAAAUCCCUUUUUAAAAAUGAUGGUCUUAUCAUGCAUCAAUAAUGUGUAGCUUACCGCUGUGCUUAUAUAGCUUUACAGUAGUCUACCACUGUGCUUAUAUAGGUUUAUAAUAGUUACAUGAAAAAGAUCGUAUAUCAUUAAUAGAGGAAACCCCUUUUGUACAAUGAUGGCUUGGAGUAACUGCAGAAUACCCUGCCACUUUGGCCCACCUCAUUUACAUGUGUCGUGAGGCUUUCAAGAACCAGGUAUAACACAGUAGACGCUAUUCUUGUACAGUGACAUGUAAAUGGGUGGCAGGGUAUUCAGUAGUAUAGCCUGAUGGUCUUAUCAUCAUGUGUCAGUAGUGUGUAGCCUAACGCUGUUCUCAUAUAGAUUUACACAAGUCUAGCUCUGGGCUUAUAUAGCUUUAUGAUAUUUUCAUGAAAAAGAUAGUAUAUCAUUGGGAAAGGAAAUCCCUUUUGGAAAAUGAUGUUCUAAUCAUCAUGCGCAAGAGCACAUUACUAUGGGCUUCUGUCAUGCGUCAGUAGUGUGCAGCCUACUGCAGUGCUUAAACAGCUUUAAAGUAAUUACAUACAGUCACUUAUGUGUGUGGCCGUUCCGUUUCUUCUUUCCAGGUUGAUAUAGAUUUUCUGUCCACCAAAAUUGGAUUUAAAGUGAUGGCGAUCAUUAAAGUAGUAACAGUCUUGUUGAGCUGUAUCCUUCACCAUACCCUGACUGCCGGCCGUAAGUCACCCUCGCGAUUCAUUAUUUACGUUUUCAGUUGUUGGAGCUAAGGAAAAUGAAAAGAAAAUAUGUGUUAAAGACACGUAGAAUCUGUAAGCAGCUGCAGAGAUAUCUGUAACCCUCAGUUCGAGUAGAGUUAUGGGAAACAAGGUGGCUGGACUCCUAGUCGAUAAAUCUGGUAUUGACUCUUUGUGGGGUCAUCAGGUUAUGUUGUUUAGGGGCGUAGCCAAGAUUUUUCAAAGGGGGAGGAGGUCAUACUGUGUCAAACAGAGGGUACUCAACAGAUUGUCAUGUCGACCUCGACGCCGUGUUUUACUGAAUGUGACAAAAAAAGACUCACAAAGGUGGGUAAGUCACGGGCACCCCAAGGACCCCCCCCCCCAUCCUUAGCCACGCCCUUGUUCUUUGGCAAGACACUCCCUGGGAGUAUAAAUGAGUAACGGCAAAAUAUCAGGGGUUACCCGCAGUGGACUGGCGCCCCAUCUACGGGAGUGGCAACACCCUUAAUCGCUUCUUUCUAAAGCAAAAUAUGGGGAUUCUACUGAAAUUAGCUGAAAAAACACCUGAUGCCAUUACGGCACAGAGAGAAGCGACGUUGAAUGUAUUCAGAAGUUGACCCACGUUGGUAGCUGCACUACGAAAGAGAAGCCUUAAAUAACAUAUGCUUAUUUUUGUCUAGUUCAUACAGAGACAAAGUUUAUGAAGGAGCCAGAAAAAACCCUGUUCGUUGACUUGGGAUCCAACGCCACUUUCCGAUGGGAAUGCAAUUUCGGCAGCGAGGAGGACUGGACUAACUUUGAGCAAGUCUUUUGGGGAGCAGAGACCGAUAAUUAUGGCAAUAUUGGCAACAAAUUCCUUACGGUUGAUAGCAAAGAAAAUGUGUGGUCCAACCCAAAAGUACCAGGCUCUGUCAUCUCCAGAGCUGUGUGGUCCGGUACACUAAGCCGCGAAAGAUGUCAGCUAGAUUUUCUCUUGAAAAAUGCGAUUUACACAGAUGACGGAACGUAUGGUUGUAUAGGAGUAGUGUACGGGGAGACUUUCAAAAGUAGUCCAAUAAGACUUAUCGUCCUUGGUAAGUGCAAGCAGAAUAUUCUGUCUCAAGAAUUAACUUAUUAUUCCCAAUCAAAUUUUGGAACUAGCACUCAUAGUUAUUACUUAGAAUCUCCUCAGGAGGCCAGAGUUUAAAAACUUUUCAAGAAAAAAAGGAGGUCCUGAGACGCAUGCCUGAGUGUUAGUAUUUCUUUUUCUUUUUGCAUGCAGAUUUCAAGUACUAGUUGAAAGGCAUGGGGUAACACUGUUUGGACGGGUUGACAUUUUUUACAUGCUUUCCGAAUGCUUUUUAAAUGUGUUUCACAUUGCAAAUACACAUAAGUGUACUUAUCGAAUUUUCAUGUCCGUCUCCUGAUUUCACCAUAACAGAAGCCUCAUAUGGGUAUACGCAGAUAUGAGCCUGAGUUUGUUUUUGGGGGAGGUGGAUCACAAGCAUUCACGAGAGAAAUUGAUCUCACUUUUUCUAAAGGUUCUUUUCUCAGCGAUGCCAAGUCGUAAUAUUUUGGCUCCGACGGUAUAUUGUAUAUGCCUUAGUAUUGCAAAUGUGUCAAGAGAUCCUUGCCGCGUGAAGUUAUCUCAGUUCCAAAAGCUUAAGCGACUAAGAUAAUAUCUUCUCCCUCUGCAUAAGCGGGUGGGGGGGAAGGGCGUUUGGGAAUCUAUACCCUUGAGUGAAGAGGGUCAUGACAGGAGCUAAGUGCUUUGACCGAGAACACGACAAAAAAAUCCAGUUAGCGCUCGGACUCGGACCUCUUGAAGCGGAGUCCAGCGUGCAUUGUAACCGUUAGGAUUGGGCGACUCACUUUUAAACCAAAUUUAUUUGAGUCUUAAUUUUUCAUGGUCGAUACUUAUUGUUCAUUACUCUAAAAGUCAAUCACUUAAUGCAGUUAGAUAAGCACUUAGUAAGGUUAUUAAGGAAAUAAUUUAUGAUUAUCCCAUCGGAGUAUGAAUAUUCACUUCAGAAACGCUACAGUAUGUCACAGAAUUGAGUAUUUUCUGCGUUCAUGUUCACAGAUCCACCAAAACUCGUCCGUCGAUCGAACCGGACUAUAGAUAGUGAAGAAGGACAAACGGUAGAGUUGAACUGCAAAGCAACUGGGAACCCUGUGCCGAGUAUGUUGUGGAUGCACAAUGGUAGGAUAUUGCCCAACAAAGCCACAGUGCUCAGAAUUUCAGGCAUCCAGCGGAGCCAAGCUGGUACCUACAACUGUACGGCUACGAACCUAGCUGGUAACGUGUCGGAAGGUUUCUUAGUCAGGGUCGUGCGCUGUAAGUACACCAAAGAGUGCUGUUGGUUUUUUUCCCCCGCAGGAUGGCAUAGAAUUCUGUUAUCAUCAGAUUAAGUUAGAAUUUGUUUUAAGCGGUCAACUUUUGGGUAACAUAAAAGGCCUCUCCCUUGAACAUAGACUCGGUUUGGCGUUUGGCAAUUGCACGGGUGCCGUAAAUGCUUCAUCAUUGGCCUUAGUUAACCUAGAAGUGAUCAACAUUUUACUUCUCCCUAUAAUAUCCAUACAUUCUCCAGCAAGCAGAUAAUGAGAAUACUCAAACUAAUUAGGGAAAAGUUGUUUCCUUGAUCUAACACCAAAUUGUCCCAGUUACUUUACAAGGAAAUGUGACGCAGCUAAAGAGAAGAGUUAACAUUAGAUCUUGGGAGUUCAAGGGUUCAGCUAAGCGGGAGAGCGACCCUUUCACAACAAAGACAGAAUAUCACUUUACGAUAUCAAGUAGAAAAGUGACUAGAAUAAGGAAAAAUAUAAUUCGAGGAUUAUUAGUUGAUCUGAUACCAAAUUUUCAGAACUGACAUCAUAAGUAUUGCACAGAAAACAACAAGGAAAAUUAAGAGUACAGGAAAGGAAGAUAUCAAAAUAAUGUCCAUCUAGUCAUAAUAUUGAUUGGAAAUCUUUCAACAAGUUUGUUGGAUACUAAAAAAAAAAAUAAUCAUUUCAUUUAACGAUGAUACUGAUAAUACUAUAUAUUUGCUAGUUAAAGUGAUGGACAGCUCUAUCCUAUAAUACCUUGUUUUAGCUCGGGGAUAUUGGGCAGUUUUAGGCAUAGACGGGCGCCUACAUCUCAUUCGUGAUUUGUGGGUUAAAGUUAUGGACCCAAUGUUACUUGAGGGUGGAGCCAAUAUUGGUUCUCGUUUUUGCUCCUUGCUACUUUGUUUUAGCUCGGGUAUAUUGGGGAGUUAUGGGCAUAGAUGGGCGCCCGCAUCUCAACCGUGAUUUGUGGUUUAAAGUUAUGAACCCAAUGAUCCUUGAGGGUUGAGACAAUAUAAGUUCUCGUUUUCGUUCCUUAGCUUAAGUUUGAGUUAUCCUCUUUUUUUUUCUCCCUCCAAAAAAGUCCACUAAGACCCACACGCCAUUUUCCAAUUCGCCUCAGAAGGAGAGAAGGUAGCGCCAUCGUGUGAAGUGUUCACUAAUCCUGCUUCAUUUAUUAUAUUUACUAGAUAAACCGUACCACAACCAGAAAGCUAGUUCAAAUCUUACUGUUCAAACAAGAGUUGGUCAAAACAUUACUCUGACAUGCGCAGUUGAUGCCAAACCUCCGGCAGUGUUCGCGUGGAUCAGAGAAGGCGCAAAGGUCUCAGUCGGUGUGAACUCUACAGAAAACCUAAGUAAACUGACAUUCACGCCUAAAAAAGAGGACGACUUUGGAUAUUACUGGUGCUAUGCUGGAAACGAUGUGGGACUAGCAAGUAUUCGUUUUAAAGUGAAUAAAACAUAGAGCAUUUAUCCAUAUACAUUCAGAAACAUCAAAUUGUCGGUUUGCCACUAAACCAGGCAUGUGUGAUUUGCGCUCUUUUCUUAGGGACCAGUCAUUUUUCAUCGCCUGAGGAGAAGAAGGGGAGGGGGGGGGAUUUGGAGGAUUCUGGUUUGUGUUACCAUAAAAUGUACCUGAUCACCGUUAAGGCUCUGCAAUUUCUUAUUUCCCUUCCCCCCUCACUGGCAGUAAAUUUGUAAAAGCCCCCCCCCCCCCUUUUAUACUAAUCUGUUGACGACGAGUGAUCCCCUUCCUUUUCCCCAGAGAACAAUGGGAUAACCCCCAAAAUUUCGAAACCUUUUCCUCUGGAGAUAAAUAAUGACUGCUUCCUUAUCUUUAUUUUCUAUCUGCUAGGCGAAAAAGAAAAAAAGAAAAAAAAAACGACCAAAACAGAAAACCACUCUGUCACACAUUUCGCUGCUACCAUAUGAGUUUAAAUGCUUUUUUUUAAUUGAGCUGCGUGGUCCGUAUUAAAGUAGAUGCAGAAUAUUAUCUCAAAUCAAUAUCUUAUCCCGUUCUGUUGAUAUUUUUGUGUUUCUCAAAGAAGCUCCUUGAAACUUAACAGCAAUUGUGUUUCGUUGGAUCAGUGUUUCAUUGUAUAACAGCUGCUGAUAAAAAACAAACCCUUGCAUUUUUAAGCACCGUAUCGUUAUCACUUGACAUAUCAAGUUAUCACAGCAAUUUUUUUAAACAACAACCUUAAGUUUUGCUUUAGGUGACAUAAGUUAACUCUUGACUCGGUGCCUCCAUUUUCAACAUUUAUAGAAUGAUAAUAUUUUCAUAAAGAUACAAGUCUUUUCCAAGAUAUUCAAAGUUUUGCAAAGGUUCUAGAACAUGUGGGGAAAAUAAAUUGAUAAAUAUAAACGAACCAGAAUAUGGGAAUGAACAACAUGCACAAUUGCUCGCCUACUUUGAUGCCUAUUGAGUACGAAUUGAUUUUUGUUUGGUGAGAUGUAACGUUUUUUCAACUUUCAAGCUAGAUAAAUGAUUAUGCCUUGCAUGAAAUGCGAGCAUGCAAUGUUUACUGUUUCAGUGAUGUAGAGCAAGCAGCCUGUUAUCAGUAUCCUCAAAUGCUACCACAUACAUGAUAAUUGAUAUGGC
Messenger RNA from Pocillopora meandrina, 5921 nucleotides. Lineage: Eukaryota; Metazoa; Cnidaria; Anthozoa; Scleractinia; Pocilloporidae. The record is from the annotation of a GenBank genome assembly.